This is a messenger RNA of Carassius gibelio (silver crucian carp), 3766 nucleotides long. Its product is annotated as poly(rC)-binding protein 3-like. Gene Ontology annotation, cellular component: cytoplasm; nucleus. Gene Ontology annotation, molecular function: mRNA binding. The transcript is spliced from 14 exons. The coding region runs from base 582 to 1874 and encodes 430 amino acids. Gene Ontology annotation, biological process: regulation of RNA metabolic process; regulation of gene expression. The record is from RefSeq and is a predicted model, not a curated record. Lineage: Eukaryota; Metazoa; Chordata; Actinopteri; Cypriniformes; Cyprinidae.
ACAAUUCUGUCUUACUUUUUCUUGUGAAUAUUUUGCCAGACAAUUUCAACUUUGCAAUUUCACCAAAGUAUGGAAAACUUGUUGCCUUCUGUUCUUCUUGGGAUUCCCUAAUUCCCGUUCCCGGGAUGAAGGCGCAGUGGCGUCGACUACGUGAGUAUUAAGAACUGAGAGAGCCUCCGGGCUCACGUAGCCUGGGCUGAAGGCUUAUCAGAGGCUAAGCCAGAGGGGGAAAAAAACAGUAAAGCUAGUCUCCAACGACCAGAGGUACAGGCACAAGGCCAUCUGUCCAUUCUCUGAAUACAACUGACAACAAAGGAGGGCAACUCCGCACUCAGGGAAUCAUACACACUCUGAAGCCUCAAACGUUAACUCAUCCUGGACUGACCAAGCAAGAAGAGUUGGAGAAGAAUUUAAGUGGCCUCUUUCACGCUGUCUCAACCUCCAUCACUUCUCAGUCUAUUUAAGGGGUUCACAUCUCUUUAACAAGUUCCUCUGCUGCUGGAGUGUCAUGGAAAGAGGGACCACAUUUCAUUUAACAGCUAAUAGACAGUCUGUUUGAAGCAUCUAGACCCAAGAGAAGAAUGAAUAUGAAUGAGAAGGAGGGAGGAGUAUGUGAGGGGGGGCUAAAUGUCACCCUCACCAUCCGCCUGCUAAUGCAUGGCAAGGAAGUUGGAAGUAUCAUUGGGAAGAAAGGAGAGACUGUCAAAAAAAUGAGAGAGGAAAGUGGAGCCCGCAUUAACAUAUCCGACGGUUCCAGUCCAGAGCGCAUUGUCACCAUUACUGGAUCGUCUGAAGUCAUCUUCAAAGCCUUCGCCAUGAUCGCAGAGAAAUUUGAGGAGGAUAUCCUGACAUCCAUGAUCAACAGCACCGUGAUGAGCAGGCCUCCUGUGACACUGCGUCUCGUCUUCCCCGCCAGUCAGUGCGGUUCUCUCAUUGGCAAAGGAGGCUCCAAGAUCAAAGAGAUCAGAGAGAGCACAGGUGCCCAGGUCCAGGUGGCAGGAGAUCUACUGCCUGACUCGACUGAGAGAGCUGUGACCAUCUCCGGCACCCCUCACGCCAUCACACAAUGUGUGAAACACAUCUGCACCGUCAUGCUGGAGUCGCCACCUAAAGGAGCCACUAUACCGUACCGACCCAAACCCACCGCCGGCGCCAGCCACACAGUGUUGUCACAACCUCAUGCUGCAUCAGCAUUUGCUAUUCAAGGACAGUUUGCCAUUCCAACCCAAGACUUGACCAAGCUUCACCAGUUGGCUAUGCAGCAUAUCCCCUUUACCUCCCUUGGGCAGAGCAACCCCACCUUCCCUGGUCUGGAGGCAUCCUUUGCGACCACUUCUCACGAGCUGAGCAUACCUAAUGAUCUCAUAGGCUGCAUCAUUGGCAGACAGGGCAGUAAGAUCAAUGAGAUUCGCCAGAUGUCUGGUGCCCAGAUCAAAAUAGCCGGGGCCACAGACGGUUCGGCAGUGCGCCACGUCACCAUCACAGGCUCCCCAGCCAACAUCAGCGUGGCGCAGUACCUCAUCAGUGCGAGUUUAGAGAUGGCUAAACUGAGCAUCCAGGCAGCGUCGUCCUCCUCUUCCAGCACACCUAUCGACCUCGGCCUGGGCUUCUCCCAGUCCACCCCCUCCACCUCUUCCAUGACCGUCCUGGCUGCUCCCCCCUCUGCUAUUAAUGUCCACUCCCCCUCGUCCAUCCCCAGCGCCCACUAUGCAUUGCCUGUUUCCAGCCUGCUUGGCAUGAAAACCGUCCCCCUGCUGGCAAUGCACACAGCCACCUCUGCAGGCUUUCCGGCUGGCUUCACACCCUACACCACAAAGAUCCCCACCUCGUCCAGCAUCAAAAAAUCAGAGCGGCAGAAGUUUGCCCCGUACUGAGCGGCCGUGGUCUUUAAACUCAUCAGUUAUGUUGUAUUUGUUUAUUAUUCAUUCAAGAGUAUUAGGUAGAUUGAAUGUGGCCCCCCGCUCCACCCCUAUUUUGGUAAUGUUUCUGUGCAAUAUUUCACAAGCAAGGAAUUGUGAGUGCAUGACAAGAUUAAUCACUCCUUAGAUUGUCUUCCAUUUUGUGUGGCGUUUCAUUUGGAAGUGUUUGAGAUAUCCAUCCCAUAUAAUUUAUCUGACACUGAACCUGUGUGUGUUUUUUUUUUAAGAAAAGCCAAAGCCAGCACGAACUUGAUUUAUUGGUACUAUGCAGCUCACAGUGUUGUGUGUGUGUUUUAUAAAUCUUGGAGUGAUCUUUAAUGUGCUGAUUAGAAUGGCUGUCAUCUUUGUUAUUGUAUCACAGUUCAAUAUAAAAAGUCAUUUAAAAGAGAGUGUGAUGCUCUGCCUCUCAUACUGAUGUAGUUAUUCAGAUUUUGACCUACUUUAAUAAUAUAACAUCAUAUCAGAAUCAUUUUUAUUAAUGCUGCAGAGACACAAAGGCACAGAGCUGGGGACCACCAGGAAAAUUGUCCUGGGCCCGGUGAUAAGGGGUCCUUCUAAGGCCCUUUUAAUGGAUGGAUGCCAUGGAUAACAUGACAAUCACUUUGAGAGUGACCCUCAUACAAAAAUAUAUGUAGUAGCUCAAUAUUAUGAUGUAUUAAAACCUAUUUAUUCUGUGUGAAAAAGAAAAAAGAAGUGUGAUAAUAUACUAUUUCCAAAAUUAAAUAAUUGGCUUUUAUAUUAUCACUGUUAACAGCAAGACUAUCUGGAAAUAUUUACUUUAUAUUAGGAUCAUACUGAAUCUUUUUUUAAACUACUCUAGUAUCGUUAGAUGUAUAAGGUAUAUAUAUACCUGACAAACAAUUUCACAAUCAAUAUUGUUAUAACUCCAAAUAAAAAUAUUUGUAUAACAUCAUAAGUUAAUGUCAUUCAAAAAUUGGGGGUCAGUCAUUUUUUUUUUUUUUUGCAACAAUGCAUUAAAUUGAUCAAAAGUGACAGAAAAGAGAUUUAUAUUGUCACAAUAGAUUCUAUUUCGAAUAAAUACUGUUCUUUUGAACUUUCUGUUCAUGAAAGAAUACUGAAAAACUGUUUAAUUUAUUUUUAAAAUGCAGUCCAACUGUUCUCAAUAUUGAUAAUAGUAGGAUCAUGAGACACUGAAUACAAAAUACUGGUUUAAAAAUAUUUAAUUAGAAAACAUUUUUUUUAAUACAUUAUAAAACUAUUUUGCAAUACAACAACUGUAAAGAUUUGGCAAGCAUAGAAGUAAAAAAUGCAUACAAGAAAAAAAAAAAUUCUGUCUAAUUUCCUCAUUUACAGCCUGUGGGGGUCCCAGGACACCCGCCUGAAAAGCUUUAGUAGAAACAACACUUUGUGUUUUUAAAAUGUUAUUUUGUUCUCUCAGCUAAGAUAUCUGAUGACACUAUGAAACUGUGACACAGUAGACCCAUGCUUCUCAUGCCCAGCAGGGCUAAGUAUCAGAAAUAUAACUGCUUUAAACAAUAACUUGAUCUGUUCUUCUGUAUCUGAUUGUUUGUUUUCCUCCUAGGCUGUCCUCAGUGAUAGCAAGUCUGAGGCCACUGUAGUGCAACAUUAACAGCUUUUAUCAUUAAUCUGUGAUUGGAUUACCCUAAAGCCACAGUGGACUCUUAUGGACACAAGAACUCCUGGCUACAUCAUGAAAAUGGUUUUCCAACUUGAAAACCAUACUGUAUAUUAAAUAGAUGCGCUGUAACUGUAGUUUUUUAAAUGUGUCAGCCAUUCAGUGUGUUUGUUUUUAGAUCACCUUUUGAAAUUCUGUACACAUUUUGCAGUUAAUGUAUGACAAAUCAAUAAAUGUCGAAUUUAAAAGA